Messenger RNA from Leptopilina heterotoma, 2935 nucleotides. RefSeq names its product G patch domain-containing protein 1 homolog. Gene Ontology annotation, biological process: mRNA processing. The record is from RefSeq and is a predicted model, not a curated record. NCBI's taxonomy places the organism in Eukaryota, Metazoa, Arthropoda, Insecta, Hymenoptera, Figitidae. Gene Ontology annotation, molecular function: RNA binding. Gene Ontology annotation, cellular component: nucleus. The coding region runs from base 179 to 2878 and encodes 899 amino acids. The transcript has 4 exons.
UUUAACGGUAGAUGUCGCGUCGAACAUAACCUCAAAAGAUAAAUAAAAACGUAACGUAUUAAGUUACGAUUAUUUGUUUAAUUAACAAUGAUUAUAAUAAACAACAUUCAACAGUAAUUGAAAUGCUAGUUUAAUUAAGAUUAAAAGUGUUAAUUGCAAUAUCUUUACUUCAAUAAAAAUGAGUGAUUCAGAAGAGGAAAAUUAUGCAAAAUACGGAUGUCCACUUGAUCCUCUAGAUGAAGAUAAUUUACCACGAAAGAAACCAGUGUCAAUUCAAGAUCAAGUUGCCGUUGAUGAACAGGGAAGACGUAGAUUUCAUGGAGCCUUUACAGGUGGUUUCUCGGCUGGAUACUUUAAUUCUGUUGGAACACGAGAUGGAUGGCAACCUCAACAAUUUAAGUCCUCUCGUAAAAAAAGAUUUGAGAACAUUACUCAAAGGCCCGAGGACUUUAUGGAUGAGGAAGACACCGGUGAAUUUGGAAUUGCGCCCACUGGAAUACGAGUUACUCAAGAUUACGCAGACACUAAUCAAAGAGGAACUAAGAGGAAACUAAAUCGGCAAAUUAAUGACGGUCCAAUUCCUGGGACGCCUGUCUUGGAAAAUCUCAUUAAACCUGUCAAGGACAGAAUAGGAGUGAAGUUACUUAAAAAAAUGGGCUGGAAACCAGGACAGGGCGUUGGACCACGAUUGACAAAAAAAGAAAAAGCUAAAGUUAAGAAACAACAUGAAAAAGUAAAAGUCUACACUUGCUAUAUGCCUACUCAGAAAAAAGAGGACGAAGAAAGUGAUUCAGAAUCAACAGAUGAUGAAUAUUCGGAAAUUAAAUUUGCCCCUGACGAUUAUGAACCAUUUAGAAUUAAUCCAAAGGACAAUUUUUUUGGAAUCGGCUAUACUGGACUGGAUAAGCGACCAAUCCUCUCUGGACAUAUAAAUCUAUUUGAACCGCAAACAUUUCGUGUUCAGGAGAAAAAUAAAAAAUUCUCCGUUACUGGUCAGGCGUUUGGAGUUGGUGCCUUUGAAGCCGAGGAUAUGGAUAUUUACGCGAGGGAUGAUAUGUCAAAUUACGAUUUUGAAUUGGGUCCGUCAAAGAAAUCAAAAUCAAAAUGGAGUCAAGGUAAAGCUGACAAUUCUUCAGGUAGUGGAUCACUAGAGGGUUUUGUACUUGCAAAAAAUUCGUUACCUCGUAGAAAAUUUUUUGAACCUCCCGAUUUGCCAAAGGAUUUCAAAGCUGUUCAUGUUGUUCGAAAGAGUCGAUUUUAUCCUCCAAUUGAGUCACCACCGAGGAGGAAUUUUCAAGAUGUAAAAUAUGGUGGUCAAAAUUUGAAUGCAGAAACAAGAGCCGCUAUUAUUGGCGAACCGUCGAUAUCAAGGAAUUCAGAUGAUGCAGGUAAUUCUAAUAGAUCUAUUAAAAUUGAUGAAAUAUCACCAGCUGCAAAAAUAAUAGCUAAGACGUUAAAUCUCCACGGACGCGAACAAGUUGCCGAACGGCAAAAAUUGGAGGAAGAGAGAAAAAAUGCCGCUGCAGUCGAAGCAUCUUCAUCGUGGUUAGAUAAACUCUAUUCAUCGAGUUUCGUGAAAGGUGGAGUCAUGGGAUCUGGUUUGAAUGUUGAUGGAAGUCUUAAAAAUUCAGAACAAUUUCAAGAAAAUCAGGAAACAGAUAAAAAAGUAGAUUCAACUGCAGAAACAAGUAAUUCUUCAUUAAAACUUUUCAUUGCCAAUCCCGAUAAACAGAAAAGAUUCGAAAAAUAUCUCGACUUGGAUAAACAAGGAGAAACUCACAAACUUGAUACACUUCAACCUCUAACAAUGAGCGAAUGGGAAAGAAAUCAAGAGAAAACGGAGUUCGAACAAGCGGCAAAACUUACGAAUUCUGAGGAUGUUAAAAAUACUCAAAAAGAAAAUACAAUGGAUCAAAAAUUCGUCAGCAACGUCAUGAAUCCAUCAGUUUUCACCGAACCAGAAGGAAUUACCAAUCAAAUGAAGGAGGCUGCUAAAAUGAAAAUGUUCGGUAAACUAACAAGAGAAAGAAUAAUCUGGCAACCAUCCAGCCUCGUUUGCAAAAGAUUCAACGUUGCAGAACCAAAUGUUGGUUGUUCAAUGGAAACCGAAAAGAAGAAAAAGAAGUUUUCUGUCUUCGAUUCAUUGGACUUUUCCAGUGGAGUCUCAAAAUUCCAAACAUCAACAAUCUUAGAAAAAGAAAUCAAAUGUGAAGCAACAACAAAAAGUGAAAAUAACGAAAACGAAAAAAUGACCGAAAAGGAAAAAACAUUCGAAGAAACUUAUGAAAAGAUCUUUGGCCAAGAGAAAAGAAAAAUUUCCGAUUUAGAAAAAGAAGAGGAACAGGAAAAUUGUGACGAACCAAAAGAUAAAAUUCAAGAGAAACGAGAUCUUUUCAAAGCAAUUUUUCUCAGUAGCAGUGAGGAUUCAAAUUCAGAAACAGAAGAUGGUAUUGACAGUGAAAUCGUAAAGUCAGUCUUGAUUGGACAACCGGCUGAAAUUAACGUUCAACGAAAUACAUCACCACCAAGAGGCAUCUUUGCAAAAUUGGAUCUCGAUAGUUUAGUUGGUCCCGCAUCGCCAGCUGAUAACAAUAAAGAAGCAUCUGCCACCCGAACAGCAUCACCCGAUGUUAUUGAAAUUACCAGCGAACUUUCACCAUUCCCUUCACGUGUUGAUCAAUCAAAAAAUAUCGAGGAACAAUUCUCAAAAAAAUCACUCUCCAAAGACACUUCUGUGCGUGAUAAAAAGAAAAGUAGUGAAAAACGAACAAAAGUGAAAAAAUCGAAAAAAGAGAAGAAAAAACAUAAGCAUAAAGACAAAGAUAAAGAACGUUCUAAACGAAAAAAAUCGAAAAAGGAAAAAAAAUCGAAACAUUGAGAGAAAUUUGUGAUUUUUAGAAAUAGGCAAUAUUUACGAAUAUUGAAAAUAAAUUAA